Messenger RNA from Mangifera indica (mango), 1288 nucleotides. RefSeq names its product cytochrome P450 CYP72A219-like. NCBI's taxonomy places the organism in Eukaryota, Viridiplantae, Streptophyta, Magnoliopsida, Sapindales, Anacardiaceae. Gene Ontology annotation, molecular function: iron ion binding; oxidoreductase activity, acting on paired donors, with incorporation or reduction of molecular oxygen; heme binding. The transcript has 4 exons. The record is from RefSeq and is a predicted model, not a curated record. The coding region runs from base 136 to 1248 and encodes 370 amino acids.
AGCCAAGGAGGUUAGAGAAGUUGCUUCGACAGCAAGGUUUCUCCGGCAACUCGUACAAACUUCUCCAUGGAGACACAAAGGAAAUGUUUGUGAUCACAAAACAAGCUAAAACAAGACCCAUCAACUCCCUUUCCCAUGAUAUUGCCUCUCAAGUCGUUCCAUUUCAUCAUCAUAUCAUCAAAAAUUAUGGGUAUGUUACCUAAAUUCUAUUUGAGUUGUAAUGAGAUGAUAGAAAAACGGAAGGCUUCCAUCUCAAACAAAGAAUAUGGUGAGUUAGAUGUUUGCCCUGACAUUACAGCUUUAACAUCAGAUGUGAUUUCUCGGGCAACAUUUGGCAGUAGCUAUGAAGAAGGAAGAAAAAUAUUUCAACUCCUUAAUGAACAAAUUAAUCUUCUCACACAAGUUUUGCCCUUCUUUCACAUACCAGGAUGGAGGUUUUUACCCUUUAAAGAAAAUAGAAAAUUGAAAAAUAAUCAUAAUGAAUUUCGAGAACUAAUAAAAGAUAUCAUAAGAAAAAGAGAGGAGACCCUGAAGAUUGGAAAAGAAAAUAACGAUGAUUUAUUGGGUUUAUUAGUGGAAUCAAACCACAGAGAAAUUGAAGAGCAUGGGAAUAAACAAAAUGGGAUGAGCCUUGAAGAGGUGAUUGAAGAGUGCAAACUCUUUUAUUUUGCUGGUCAGGAGUCUACUCAAUCAUUGAUUGUAUGGGCAAUGGUUUCAUUAUGUAUGCAUCCGAAUUGGCAAGAACGUGCAAGAGAAGAAGUUUUUGAAGUUUUCAGUAACAAAGUGCCACAAUUUGAUGAGUUGAACCAUUUGAAAGAAGUAAAUAAAAUACUUCAUGAGACCCUUAGGUUGUAUCCACCAGCACUUCUCUUAGCUAGAACAAUUAUUAAAGAGUCCAAAUUGGGAGAACUCAUAAUACCUACUGGAGUUCAACUUUCAAUUCCAAUCAUUCUAGUUCAUCAUGAUGAAGAUCAUUGGGGAGCUGAUGCAAAAGAGUUCAAUCCUGAUAGAUUUUCUCACGGAGUUUCCCAAGCAUCAAAGAAUGAUCAAAUCUCAUUCUUCCCAUUUGGUUGGGGUCCAAGAAUAUGCAUCGGACAAAAUUUCGCAUUGCUAGAAGCAAAACUAGCCUUGGCAAUGAUUCUGCAAAAUUUCUCAUUUCAACUUUCUCCAACUUAUAUUCAUGCUCCCACUCGUAAUUUAACUCUAAAACCUCAAUAUGGUGCCCCAAUUAUCUUAAGCAAAAUUUAGUUUUGUACUGUACUUUUUUUUUCAUUUAAUUACCUCUUUA